AUGGCGUACGACGAGGAAGAGUUACGCAAGAUCAUCACCGUCGCUAAGAUCAUGGACGAGAAACUGAGCCCGUCGGAGAAGAGAAAGCUGAUGUCUUUGAUCGAAGACUUCGUUGAUAAGCGCAGAAUCAGUCACACCGAAUUCAGCAAAUCUUUUCACCUUUUGUUGGCCGGAAAAGUUCAAAAAGAUGAAGAUCGAAAGACCCAACAAAACCAUCGUCUUCUUGGCGAGCCAAAGAUUCAUCAAACCAAGCCGAAUCAUCUUGCGGUUGGGGCUGACGUAGAUGGGAACUUGAAAAAGCAGAGCCGUCCAAAGAUUAGGAUUAAAUUGGUUUUUUCUGACAAACGAGUGUUAGAGAAACGCGUUACCGAUGCGCUUAAUUUAGAGGGGAAGAAGAGAAGGGUCUUGUUGCAAACGGACCCGAGUCAUGAGAGGCCUGUGAAGAGAACGAGAACGUCUAAGCGGUUGGGACGAGUGACACGAAGCUAUAAGCUUAUACCCGAGGAAGAACAAGAACAGAGUCCGGUCAAAGACACGGUGCUGAACAACAAGUGCCGUCUGAUGAGAUUUCCUGGUCCUUCGGGGAAUCAUAAGAAAGUAAUCGACUAUGAAGAGGCAAUGGCGAGAUGCGAGGACGAGAUGUUCGAGACUGAUAUGUUGAUGGAAUCUCUGAAGAGUGCGGUGGAGAAAGCGGAGAGAGUUAUAAGUGGAGAGAUGGUGAUGGAAGAUCUCGGAGUGAAGUUUUACAGAUGCAUUGAGAUGAUGUACGGUGGAGAUAUGUCUGAGAUUGUGAGAGAGGAUCACAACAAGGCUUUACCUGUGAUCUUGCGUCGGUUGAAGGAGAAACUGAGUAAGCUCACUGCUGCUAAGGAAAAGUGGAAAUCUGGAUGGAAGCGAGUCUUUGAAGUAAACACUGCAAAGCAGAGAGUGGAGGAGAAGAAAGCACAAUUGAAUCAUAUUAUUGGAUGA
This is a messenger RNA of Microthlaspi erraticum, 969 nucleotides long. Lineage: Eukaryota; Viridiplantae; Streptophyta; Magnoliopsida; Brassicales; Brassicaceae. The record is from the annotation of a GenBank genome assembly.